AUGGCUCAGAGGUUCGACGAAAACGCUACUUUUAUGAUGACAGAAAAUGAGAGCUCCACUGAUCUAUUGCCAUUUUCUACGUUUAUGGAAGGUUAUCCAACCGUUCGCCGAGAUUACGACGGGGUCGCAGCGCACUGGAAAUGGUUUCCGAUGCAGUGGUCCUGGUGGAACAUUCUUCAACUGGUAUCUGCAAUACUUGGAAUCUUUGGAAACCUUCUGGUUAUGUUGGUCUUGUACAGCAGACGAAAGGUUCGUAGGUCUACCGACACCCUCAUUGGUGGUCUGGCCUUCGCCGACUUUUUGACCUCCGUGUUCCUCGUACCGCACCCACAGAUUGAUACCUUACCAAGUGACGGGUGGCUGUCUCAGGUCUACUGUCUUGUCAUCCACUCUUCUCUUGUCUUGUGGAUAGCCGUUGUUGCUUCCGUAUUUACACUAACAGCAAUAUCCAUGGAUCGCUACCUCGCUAUCGCAUAUCCAUUCUUCUUCAUGAAACACGUCAACUCUUCUCGCACCUCUAUCUGCAUCCUGAUCAUUUGGGUUGCUGCAGUUGUAACAAAUAGCUUUCAGAUUGUUGUAGGUUUUGCGGCAGAAAAUACAUGUGUCGUCGUAUUUCCGUCACAGAAUGCUCAGUACACGAUCGGCGUUUUUGUUUUCAUGAUAGAGUUUGUCGUUCCAAUAACGGUAAUGAUCUCAACGCAGACAAUGACAGCAGUCAUUCUACAUAGGCAGUCUUUUCGGUUCCAGGAAGGUAGCUCAAUCAAUGACCGAUCAAAUGCUAACCACAUCGCCGCUAGAAAGCGCGUCGUCAGUAUGCUUCUGCUCGUGAUAACGGUAUUUAUCUUCUGCUGGGGACCUGAUCAAAUCUUUUUCCUGAUGUUCAACCUGGGACUUCUUGACAUCUCAUUCUUGUACGGCACUCUUCAUCGAUCUCUUGUCGUCCUCGCGUUUAUGAACUCCUGUGCCAACGUUUUCAUAUACACCAUUCGUUACCCUAAAUUUCGUCGGGCCAUAUGUGAUAUGUUCAGGAGCGAUUCUAAGAUAUUAGUUCCUCUUUUCGGAGAAGUCACUGCUAAGGAUCAAAAGAGACUUACAGCAUCGUCGUCCAAUGUUUAA
Molecule: messenger RNA, 1116 nt
Organism: Lytechinus pictus (painted urchin)
Lineage: Eukaryota; Metazoa; Echinodermata; Echinoidea; Temnopleuroida; Toxopneustidae
Product: delta-type opioid receptor-like
Exons: 1
Coding region: 1-1116 (371 amino acids)
Biological process (GO): G protein-coupled receptor signaling pathway
Cellular component (GO): membrane
Molecular function (GO): G protein-coupled receptor activity
Source: RefSeq, a predicted model, not a curated record